AAGACUUAGGGCUCAAGGCUCAGGCAAAAGCAAGCUGCGCAGCUUCCGCGUCGCUUCCCGAAGGAUGGCCCGCAUCAGCAGCCUUGUCUUGCUUGUCGCUUGUGCACUGCUUGGCAGCCGCGUUUCCACGCUGCUUUUUGCCAACGCGCCAACCCAGAGCCUUCGAAGCCGAACGACCGCCAGGGCCGUGGAUGAGCGAGAUGAGGGUUUGGUGCUGAUCAAGCCCGAGGAGUCCGGCAAGGUGGUGAAGAGGGACAAGUUCAACAACCCUCCACGAAUCGUCAUGAAGACCAACGACUGGGACCAGCCUGAGAUUCAGCUGAGCACGGGUGCCAGCAACCAGAUCAACUACAUCACGCCGGUGGUCCAGUCGGACGACAUCAAAGCUUGGUUGUCACUGAACGUGAACUUCUUUGCCAUCAUCGGGCUCACCACCGUGGGUGGUCUCAUCGAAAUCCAGCGCUUCUUCCCAGAUACCUUGUACUGGUGAGUGGCUGAAGGCAUACGGAUGUUGACAUUGGUCACACAUGAUAUUCCACGACUGCUACGACUGAUCCUGGCGCACCGCUGUCAGUCAGAUCAAAUAGAGGCA
This is a messenger RNA of Durusdinium trenchii, 592 nucleotides long. The record is from the annotation of a GenBank genome assembly. NCBI's taxonomy places the organism in Eukaryota, Dinophyceae, Suessiales, Symbiodiniaceae.